Herpailurus yagouaroundi (jaguarundi) is the source of this 2985-nucleotide messenger RNA. It is a transcript of the gene NAIF1, whose product is annotated as nuclear apoptosis inducing factor 1. The record is from RefSeq and is a predicted model, not a curated record. Gene Ontology annotation, cellular component: nucleus. The transcript has 3 exons. The coding region runs from base 39 to 1022 and encodes 327 amino acids. NCBI's taxonomy places the organism in Eukaryota, Metazoa, Chordata, Mammalia, Carnivora, Felidae.
AUUAUAAUUUCUUUAAAAAGGGAGGGUGGGGAGAGGCCAUGGCCGUCCCAGCCAAGAAGAGGAAGAUGAACUUCUCUGAGCGAGAGGUGGAAAUCAUCGUAGAGGAGCUGGAACUGAAGAAGCACCUGCUGGUGAACCACUUCAACGCCGGGGUCCCUCUGGCUGCCAAGAGUGCGGCCUGGCACGGCAUCUUAAGAAGGGUCAACGCGGUGGCCACCUGCCGCAGGGAGCUGCCUGAGGUCAAGAAGAAGUGGUCUGACCUCAAGACCGAGGUCCGUCGCAAGGUUGCCCAGGUCCGGGCAGCGGUGGAGGGUGGCGAGGCCCCAGGGCCCACAGAGGAGGAUGGAGCCGGUGGGCCUGGGACAGGUGGUGGCAGUGGCGGCGGUGGCCCAGCUGUAGCCCCCGUCCUGCUCACCCCCAUGCAACAGCGCAUCUGCAACCUGCUGGGCGAGGCUACCAUCAUCAGCUUGCCCAGUACCACAGAGAUCCACCCCGUGGCCCUUGGACCCACAGCCACUGCAGCCGCAGCCACGGUCACCCUGACACAGAUCCCCACGGAGACCACCUAUCACACGCUGGAGGAGGGAGUGGUGGAGUACUGUACCGCUGAGGCGCCCCCACCCCUGCCCGCCGAGGCCCCCGUGGAGAUGAUGGCUCAGCACGCUGAUACCUCGGUCAAACCCCAGGCGCUCAAGAGCCGCAUUGCCCUCAACUCCGCCAAGCUGAUCCAGGAGCAGCGAGUUACCAAUCUGCACGUGAAGGAGAUCGCCCAGCACCUGGAGCAGCAGAACGACCUACUGCAGAUGAUCCGCCGCUCCCAGGAGGUCCAGGCCUGCGCCCAGGAGCGCCAGGCCCAGGCCAUGGAGGGCACCCAGGCAGCGCUGAGUGUCCUCAUCCAGGUCCUCCGGCCCAUGAUCAAAGAUUUCCGCCGCUACCUGCAGAGCAACACGCCCAACCCCACUCCCGCCUCUGACCCUGGACAGGUGGCCCAGAACGGGCAGCCCGACAGCAUCAUCCAAUGAGGACGGGGGUGGCGCCAGCCUUCUGCUCUGUUUGGAUGACGUCACUGUGGUCUUGUACGUGGGUUCUGUGACUGGCCACGUGGACAGCUCUCACUUUGAUAGACUGUUAGGGGUCCGCAGUUUCGGAGGAGUGAGGGAGACCGAGAAGAACUUGUUGGGCUCCUGGGACCCGCACUCUCUUACCCUCACCACUUGAGCUGCCUGGCUGACAGCCUGAAGAUUGGCUAGGUGGGCGGUGGGCGCUGGUGAGGCUCCACACCUUGUCAUGAGCCAGGGCUCGGGACACGACCCAGACCCUGUCUAGGACAACUGUAAGGGAGGUUCUCACUGGGGGCCGUCUGCCAGCCGGGGUCUGUGCUGAAAUUCUCCCCCUUCCCCCCCACCCCCCCCCCCCACCCAACCCAGUGUCAUCGUUUGGAAUAAGAUGUCAGUGGUGCUGGCAGUGACACAAUACCUUCUUCCUCCCUAGGGAGGCAGAGUGACUAGGCCUGAAGAGGAAACUCCACCCUUUUCUCCUUUGUACUGUGCCUCAGUUCUCAGGGGAUUCUAGUCAAUCUGUGCUCUCCCCACCCCCCACCCCAGCCCGGGCCUGACAGGGGCCCCCUUGGUAUAUACCCUGAGCUGCCUCUGCAUUACACCCAGGAUGGGGCCCGCUGGGCUCAGGGAUGCUGGGUGCGGUGGGGACAGCUUGGCCACCGUCUUGUCCUCCACUGCAUCCCUGGGCAGCCCUUUAGUGGUUUGUCCUGACAGCUCUUGACUCAGGUCGGGCAUCAGGCUUUAGGUGCUGUAAAUUCGAGAGAAAACAGACCCGCGUGGAAUCGUAUUGUUCCCCCCCUCCCCCCACCCGCCCCUGCAGUGAAUCUGAGGUGACCGGUUGGCUUCUUCCAGAAGGCUUGCUUCAAGCCAGCUGUCUUUAUUCUGUACCACGGACCCCUUCUGGGAAAGGGCGGGGGGCAGCUCUGGCCACACCCUUCCUCCUUUCCUCUCUACUGACUCCACGAUUCCGAAACUCAUUGUGGGAAAAAGCCUCCUCAGCAUCACGCCCCGGACUCCCUGUCCCAUUAUUCAGCGCCUCGUGUUCCUGCGGGACUCCCACUGCCUGGCUGGGCGAAUCGGAAGGCCUGAUUGGCCCCGAGUGUCUGAGGCAGGAGAGCCAGAGCUGACCUAAGACGCGGGACCUUUGACUUCUGUGCUCGGGGAAGAGCAGACCGACCUCGGAGUGCGGAAGGAGAAUCGCCAUCGAUCACCGAGACGCUCGCAUCUCCCCAGAUCAUUCCCCGGGAUUGCCAUUUUGCCGCCGGUGCCUUGGCCACGCGUGACCAACGGUUGCAACUCGAGGCUCCGGAUCUCAGCUAAACCAUGGAGGUGCUGCGCUUCUGGGCAUGUACGUUUGGAAUCGCUUGCUCUGCAGUUGCAAUCACCGGAAGAUGCUCCCAGAGAUGCUCGGGAGGUGACCGCAGUACAGUACGGUCCGCCCCCCCCUGUGGAGCACGGGUGCAGCGUCGGCUACAGAGCAAUGGAGAGGAAUCAGGCUGGUGAGGGGGUGAAUGGCGGAAAGAAAGCUCCGCGAGCUGGAAAGCAGCAGCCCCUGGCAGCCCGGGCACGCUCCCUCCGUGGAGCCCGACAGCCCUGGCCGGGAAGCUGUGGAGACUUCCUGAGGACUUGCCACUUGGUUUGGUUUUUCUCUGGGGUUGGCAACCUGAGCCAGUAUUGGAUCUGUUCCAAUUGGGUAUAAGGAGGAAUCCUGGAUCACUUAAACUGACUGCUUCUUUCCAGGUCAUAAUUUUAAAUUAAAAAAAAAAAAUGUAUCACUUUUUUUUUUUUUACACAUAUCCGUGUCUUUAUUGGUUAUAGGUGGAAGAGAUAUGGGCUGGCAGAGAGCAGGGGCUGGCACAGUAUGGCCCAGAGGUCAUAUCUGGCCCACCACCUGUCUUUGUAAAUAAAGUUUUAUUGGACACAGCCA